CCUAUGUGUCUGUUCGUCUUGCACGUUUUCGAGAGAAGACUGUGUUGGAUGUUAAAAUAUUGGACAAAUACUUAUAAUGUGGUUGACAGUAAUUCGCAUGGCACAUCGCGCAGUGCGUACGCCCAUUCCUGGUAGACAGUGGUCAGGUAAACAUCGUCGACCAAUUGUUAUGACGAAGUGGAGGAUACGAAAUACGGUUAAUAGAUUGGAAAGACAAGCUGAAAAUGAUAGACUAAUCAGUAAACCGUUUCUUACUCAAGAAGAAGAGUAUGGACACGCUCUAAAAAGGAAAAUAAUAGCAAGGGCCGAACUUCAUGAAGUGCGGAAACAGACAUUGCCAGAACACAAACGAAUGGAAGAUCAUUUUGAACAUUUAAAUGUACACAAGAAUUGGGGUCAUGAGUGAUGUACAUUUGCAUGCUGGGAAAAAUGCAGUCCUGUAUAGGGUUUAGAUUAUUAGCCAGGUUUAUUUUUGCCAGUGAAACCCAGCAAAGUUAGAAUGUGUUGUUUUCUCCUCCAACCAGUGAAUGUUUUUCCCUUUACAGGGAUUAAAAUGAUUAUACUCUGUACAGGAAUAUUGUGCUGUCAUGGCAACGAACGGAAGAUGUGUAGGUGUGAACAUUUCCAUAUAUGGAGGGAGGACAUAGAUUGAAUUUCCCUCUCAAAUGCUAGACAAAAAAUAUUA
Messenger RNA from Saccoglossus kowalevskii, 685 nucleotides. Its product is annotated as large ribosomal subunit protein mL63-like. The record is from RefSeq and is a predicted model, not a curated record. Gene Ontology annotation, biological process: mitochondrial translation. Gene Ontology annotation, molecular function: structural constituent of ribosome. Gene Ontology annotation, cellular component: mitochondrial ribosome. Lineage: Eukaryota; Metazoa; Hemichordata; Enteropneusta; Harrimaniidae.